CCAAUAUGUGUCUGUUAAAACAAACAUUAAGAAGAAAAUCCGUAAUGGUAAGAAAGUAUAGUUUACCGCCGCCACCCAGCGGAUUUUGAGAAAUUGGGCCAAACUUAAAUGUUAGACACACGAAAAAGCCUAACCAGACUGUCCACAUUGUGGCGCUCAGGAGACAUCCGGCCAUUUUUGGCUGAUGUGCCCACAGUAUAAGGAAGCCCGCCAAGACCUCGGUCGUACUCUGAUGAUAGACUUUGCAAUCGUCCAAAAUUUAACACCCAUAUAUUGGGCAAGAACAGACCUCCCGCCUAGACAGCACGUGAAGGCCCUCGAACGCUUCGUAUAUCGCACACACCGCUUCGCCUAACUGCGAAACGGAGCGCAUCGGAGGAAAGGCGAUACGGCCAGAAUCUCCAUAUUAGAGAAGGGGGGAGACCCGGAAAACUCCAAGUGGUUAGCCCAACUGGUCGGGCUCGAAUCCGCGACGUUCGGGGUUUUAUCCACUCGGCCACCGGUGGACAAGAUGGGAAAAAUAUCACACAAGGAAAGAAGAAUGAUCAUCCGCUCUAUAAUAAUUUAGAAUUUUAAGCAAAAGGAUAAACGAGAAUUUUUUUUUUUAAAAGAAAAUUGCAGAAAUAUGGAAACUUUCUUAAACGAGUCUUCGAAUUAGUCCUUAUACUUGUAUUGGCAACGUUAUACUAAUUGUCAAUACAUAAACGCCAUCUAUUUACAGACACCAAUGUAUUUAAAUUGCUUCUUAUUACGUGUUAAUUUGUCACUUUUUAAAAUUAUUGUCUUUAUUUUGACUGGCUAACGAAAAUAACAACUAAAUUAAAAAAAAAAUUAAUAAAUUCUUAAAAUAAGUUGAUUUAGAAAGUGAAAGUAAUGUUACUCCCGUUAUCACGCUUUUCUAUUCGUAUGAACUUUUUUCAGUUGAUUAAAAUUGGUAGCAAAUAUAAUGGAGAAAUGUUUCCGUCGGCAAGGGUACGAUUAUGAAUUUGUCCCCAUUCUAGAUCUGAAAUUUGAAUGUCCUAUUUGUUAUAUGUGCCUAAGAGAUGCUGUCCAAACUUCCUGUGGUCACUUAUUCUGCCAGGAUUGCAUCCUACACUGGAUAAGUAAAGAAGAAAGGUGUUGUCCAUUAGAUAAACAAAUGUUAACGGAAGAGGAGAUUUUUCCCGAUAAUCAUGCACGUCGAGAAAUACAAGCUCUAAAGGUUCAAUGUCCUCAAAUUAAGAAUGGAUGCAAUGUCAUAACUGAAUUAAAAACUAUUGAGCUCCACAAGUCAACGUGUGGUUACGUAAUGAAUUUUUGCUCACUUGGCUGCGGAGAAAAAUUGUGCCGCAAAGACAUGGAUCAUCAUAGAGAAACGUGUACUCACUCUCCUAGUCAAUGUGCAUAUUGCCAAGAGGAAUUUCCUAGAGUAAAAAAAUCGGAACACUACAAAGUGUGCACUGCAUUUCCCAUUUCCUGUAAAUACUGUAAUAUUCUUGUAAGCCGAGGUGAUAUGGAUUGUCACAUACAGAAAGACUGUCCAAGAGUUAUUGUGUCCUGUCAAUUUGAAGAUAUAGGAUGCCCUUUCUCUUUGGUGGAACGACAAUAUUUACGUGAUCAUAAUUUAAAAAGUCUUGACAUUCACAUUAGUUUAUUACACAGAUCUUUAAAUAGAACUAUUCAAGAAAACAGAGAAUUAAAGAAACAUGUUAAAAGUGUUAAUGAAAGUAAACCAAGAAUGGAAAAUUUUGCUGCCUGUAGUUUGCAGUUAAAUCAAGAAUUAAUGAUACAAAAGAUAAAAGAUACUUUUGAAAGAAGGCUAGAUUCCUUAGAAAAACAAUUAGUUUCUAUAGAAGAAAAAUUAACCCAAGGAAUUUUUCACUGGAAAGUAAAUAACUUUUCUGUUCAUGAACAGAAAGCAUUAAAUGGUACAACUGUACAAUUAAAAAGCAAUCCUUUCUAUUCUAAUCUGUAUAGUUAUCGUUUGUUUUUAACAAUGACACUCAAAAAAACUGAAAGUAAUCACUUAAUGUUAUCUUUGUUUGUGCAUUUGAUGAAGGGAGAGAAUGAUGAUUUCUUACCUUGGCCAUUUUCUGGAAAAGUUGAUCUAAGUAUACUCAAUCAGCAGUCAAAUGCCAAUGGUGAAUUCCACAUAUUGAAAAGUGUGUGUUCUGAUCCAAUGCUCAAUGCAUCUCAAAGACCCAUCACAGAAUUUAAUUCCAAAGGUUUUGGAUGUAAAGAAUUUAUCGAAGUGUCAAUUCUCCACACACAAUCUUAUUUAAAAAAUGAUGCUUUAAUAAUCAGAGCAAAAAUCAGACCAAAUGUAACUUUAUAAACAUAUAUUGCAAUUAUUUUUUAAAGAAAUUUUUGAUAUACUGUAUUUUGUAACAUUGACAAAAUAAAAUAAAACAAAACAUCCAGGAACUUCAAUUUUGUAAGUUUUAUCGUAAAAAAAUUAUUUGUAUGUUCAGUUCUUAACUUUUCAAUCAGUAUCAAUAUGUAAAUUAAUUUGUUGUUUGUUCUUUUAAAACUUAUUUCAAGAAGAUUUUAUAAUUAUACCUUAUUUUGUGCAAUAUAAAUAAUACCAAAAGAAACAUUCAAAGAAAAUGUAUACAACUUUUUAGCACCACAGGCUAAAAAGAGCU
Molecule: messenger RNA, 2624 nt
Organism: Centruroides sculpturatus (bark scorpion)
Lineage: Eukaryota; Metazoa; Arthropoda; Arachnida; Scorpiones; Buthidae
Product: TNF receptor-associated factor 6-like
Exons: 7
Coding region: 947-2314 (455 amino acids)
Biological process (GO): signal transduction; positive regulation of JNK cascade; regulation of apoptotic process
Cellular component (GO): plasma membrane signaling receptor complex
Molecular function (GO): protein binding; zinc ion binding
Source: RefSeq, a predicted model, not a curated record